GGUCCGUCGCCUAAAUGUUUCCCCCCUCUGCCCGGAACUACAGUAACUCUUUUUCGAGUCUGUUUUUUUAAUGUGACUUAUCUUAAACUUAUCUUCGGCGACUGGACACACGGAGCAUAUAAAAACAAUAACAACAUCUACAGAAUGGCGUCUCCCCACGAGCGCAGCGGGAGGGGCGAGGACGGCGAGGACGACCCCGUGGACCGCAUGAUCUCCCGCACGGGCUGCGCCGAGCUGCACUACGCCGUGCAGGAGUGCAUGGCCGAGCGUCAGGACUGGCGGGCGUGUCAGGACCACGUGCGCGCCUUCAAGGCCUGCAUGCUGGACUACCAGCAGACGCGCGCGGACGAACUGAGGCGGCGGCCGGCGAGCACGGAGACCACGCCCGGCUAAAAGCGCCAACACACUCUGGAGGAUAAAUCCCAAAGUUGUUGUUGACCCGGGAGAGUUCCAGUCACUUAUUUCCUUCAAGUGGUGAAACAAACAAGUGGAGUCCAGGGAGCACUCUUGUGGCAACUUGACUCACCUGAGACCACUCUUGUUUUUUACUGCGCUCUC
Messenger RNA from Entelurus aequoreus (snake pipefish), 558 nucleotides. Its product is annotated as cytochrome c oxidase assembly factor 4 homolog, mitochondrial-like. The record is from RefSeq and is a predicted model, not a curated record. Gene Ontology annotation, biological process: mitochondrial respiratory chain complex IV assembly. The transcript has 3 exons. Gene Ontology annotation, cellular component: mitochondrial intermembrane space. Bases 145 to 393 code for a protein of 82 amino acids. NCBI's taxonomy places the organism in Eukaryota, Metazoa, Chordata, Actinopteri, Syngnathiformes, Syngnathidae.